GACAAGAUUCAAACGUUAAUUAAAAGCUUUUGAUAUACACUUAAAACUUAAAAGUACAGUUGUUAAAAUUAGUUCAGAAAUCAAUGUCCAAAUCUAACUGAGAAACUAAGCAAGGAAGCUGGUAUUACAAGCAAAGGCAGUAUUUAACUAAAUUGACCAAAACCACCUUCAAACUUCAUCCGCACUCCUCUUUGUACUUUGCUCACCCAGAUGCAAGUUUUUUCCUUAGUUCCCCAGUUGCUGAAACAGUAAGAUUACUGCUUUACUUUUUGAGCUUUAUGGGUCUUCAACUUCACAAUCUUUGGUCUUGAUUUGAUUUUAUUCUGGUUAAAGUUGUCGUUCUGUGUUCUGCUGAAGUGUGUCCCUUUCUAUGUUUCAAGUGCUUAAAUCUUUGGUCUUGAUUUGAUCUUGUUAUGGUUAAGUUGGCACGUAAAUGUCUGUUUCACUUUUAAAGUUUUAUCUGUGUGGGUAUUUUCAGUUAACAUGGAUGGAUUUUUAAUGUGGGAUUACUUCAUUUUUCUGAUCGGUUUAUGAUUAAAUCUGUGAGUAGUUUGUGGGGUGUUCAAAAGAUGGAGAUAGUGAGUAAGUUCAACUGGGACACAUUUGGCCAUUUCAGGCAUUUCUACCUAAGGGGUUUCAGUUUUGGUGAUAGAAUGAUAAAGGGUCCUUGUCAAAUUUGGAUCUUUGUAUCCUUCAAUACACUUUUUGCAACUGGCUCAUUGAUAUUCUUCCUUUCAGCCAUGUUAUUUGGAUAUAUGUAUUUGUUUCCCACUUAUAGCCCAGUGAUCAAUAGUUAUGGAAUUUCUGAGUCCACUGUGUCUAAAGGCACAUGCAAUGUUUUAAAUGGAAGUUGGAUCCAAGAUGAAAGUUACCCUCUAUAUGAUGCCUCAAGAUGUCCAUUUGCAGAACAUGGAUUUAAUUGCUUGGCGAAUGGGCGGAAAGAUAAAGGUUAUGCAAAGUGGAGGUGGAAGCCAAAGAAUUGUGAUAUUCAAAGAUUCAAUGCGCGAGCAAUUCUUGAAAAGCUUCGUGGAAAACGAGUGGUUUUUGUGGGCGAUUCAUUGAGUAGAACACAAUGGGAGUCAUUGAUAUGUAUGCUUAUGACAGGGGUAGAGGAUAAGAGGGAUGUAUAUGAAGUCAAUGGCCAAAAGAUCACUAAACAGAUUAGGUUUUUAAGUGUAAGAUUUAGUUCAUUCAAUUUAAAUAUUGACUUUUAUCGAUCGGUGUUCCUGGUACAGCCUGGUCCUGUGCCAAGGCAUGCACCAAAGAGGGUGAAGACAACACUAAGACUCGAUAAGAUGGACAGUAUCAGCAAAGAGUGGAUUGAUUCUGAUGUUCUUAUAUUUAAUUCAGGACACUGGUGGACAAGGACCAAGCUUUUUGAAAUGGGCUGGUAUUUUCAGGUUGGUAAUUCACUGAAGCUUGGAAUGCCACUGACUACGGCCUUUGGCAAAGCAUUAGACACUUGGGCAUCUUGGGUUGAGACUAUGGUCAACAGCAAUAGAACCAGUGUAUUCUUCCGGACUUUUGAAUCUUCCCAUUGGAGUGGUAAAAACCGGAAUUCUUGCAAAGUGCCUAAACUACCUUCAUCAAGAUCUCAUGGAAGGGACCGAAGCCCAAUUUCAGAUGUCAUAAUCAAGGUUGUGAAGAAAAUGACAGUUCCUGUAACAGUUCUUCAUGUUACUCCAAUGGAUGCAUACCGGAGUGAUGCACACGUCGGUACUUGGAGUGAUAAUCCAUCUGUGCCUGAUUGUAGCCAUUGGUGUCUGCCUGGGGUACCUGAUACAUGGAAUGAAAUUCUCUUAUUACACUUGCUGUCCAAAAAUGGGGUUCCCCUCCAAUGAACAAUAGAAGUUGCAUGCUUUGUUUCCUUCUCUUGCAUCUAGCAUUGAUUCUAAGCUCUCUUGGUUGGCACGGUUUAUCAAUUCACUUGGGACUUGGGGAUUGGAGAAAUUGUACUGGGUUUCUUGUUUUUACCCAUUUAGGAAAUUCUUUCAUUUGUCUGUUUAUUUUUUCAAUGGCAGUUGCUGAAUAACCAAACCUAGUUUGAGAUUCAACUGCGUGUUGCAAUAGAAAUUAAAUUUCUUACA
Quercus lobata is the source of this 2087-nucleotide messenger RNA. RefSeq names its product protein trichome berefringence-like 7. Gene Ontology annotation, molecular function: O-acetyltransferase activity. Lineage: Eukaryota; Viridiplantae; Streptophyta; Magnoliopsida; Fagales; Fagaceae. The coding region runs from base 531 to 1841 and encodes 436 amino acids. The transcript has 3 exons. Gene Ontology annotation, cellular component: Golgi apparatus. The record is from RefSeq and is a predicted model, not a curated record.